AUGAGCAGACCUCUAUUCUCUGUCUCUUGUGCGGGACUAAAAGAGUUCAAAAAUUACUCCAUUUUAGGAGACGAAAAUAAACCUAGUUUAGUUGCCUGGGCGAUUAAAGAAAGCGGUUGUAAAAAUCCUAUUAUUCUCUUGGAUGAGUUAGAAAAAGUAGAAGAAGGAAGCCAAGUUCAAGGAGACCUAAUAAAACUAUUUGACAUGUAUAAAAAUGAAGGAAAAGACAAAAGUGAAAAAUUAUUUGACAAAUAUUAUCGAGAAGAUAUAGAAUUAGACCAUAUUACUUUCUUCACUACUGUUAAUUACCCCGAAAAUUUAGUCCCCCUUCUUAAAAAUAAAGAAUAUAACCAAGAAUUAACUCAGAAUCAAGAAAUACAAAAAAAAAUAAACCUUAUUGAUUUUGGUGAAGUAGACAACGAAAAGGGAGAUGGCUCAGCACUGGAACAAAGUUUAUUACCGAUUUUUGACCCUCAACAAAAUACCGAGUUAUUUAGUGAAAAAGAAAAAGUUGAUUUAUCAAAAUAUAUUUUAAUUGCCACUAGUUCAACCCGCGAUAUGGGAAAACUCUCAGUUCCAUUAACUUCACGACUAGAAUGUGUUAAUGUGGAUACUGCCAAACCCCGACAAUUUUUUUUAGAUAAACAUUUUAGUUGGAUUUUGGCGGAGAUUAAACCUGGUAGCGAAGGAGUUUAUAUAGGGAAUUAUCGUGGUGAUGAAAGCAAAAGACUCCACAUUUGUCAGACUUGUUAUAAGGAAAAAGAGCAAGAAUAUUUACAGAACUACUCAUUUAUUUACACUUAUGAUAAAUCCCACUAUGCAAGAGCUGGGACAGGUUAUGUAAAAACUGAUGACUCUGAUUGCUAUGCUGACCAGAAAGACCAAAACGGCAAAAUAUUAAAACAAAAAGAUUGUCGCCACUGCCAACCGUGGAAAUAUCAUAAUGAUAGACUAAAAACUUGUUCUAAAAAUCCACAAAAAAACAAUCCUCAACCCUGGAGUCCACCUAAAAGCUCAAAGAAUAAUCAGGAAAAGCCAGCAAUACCCACCGAAAUGAAAGUUUUUUGGGGAAUAAUAGCCAUUGAGAUAAGUAGCAAAGAGAAAGCAGGAUUAGAAAUGGUGGAAAUUAAUCCUGAGAAAAUAGUUUUAAAAAUCACUUACUCGUGGGCUUUUUGUCUUAAUGCUGACCAAGAAGACCCCUCCAUCCCGUCAAUUUCUUCGGAACAGCAACUAAGAAAUUACCAGUUAGCAGAUGUUAAUUUUCUCAGCCAAUUAAAAAGCGGAGCAGUUUUUAGUGAAAUGCGCACGGGCAAAACUCCUACCACCUUAAUGACUUUUCAUCAAAAAGAUAGUAAUAAUAAUUACUGUGUUAUUAUUGACGAAGCCCAUUUCCUUCGUAAUUAUCAAUCUCAGCAAAGCAAAAGUAUUUAUGUCUUACGCGAUGCUGCUUACAAACUGGCUCUGACGGGAACACCCAUUGUUAAUCAUCAUACGGAUAUCUUUGACUUUCAAAACGAACAAAAACAGCAAGAAUUACAAGAAAAAAUAGAAUAUUUGCUAAUGGAAGAGGAACAACAAGAAAUUUACUCCCAGUGGCGAGCAAGUUGGCAAGGUAAAUAUCAGCCGUUAGAAAUAUUAGCCAAAUUAAAAACUUUAACUCUUUAUCCCCCCGCUCUCGGUGAAACCUUUUUAGAACCCUUAUCCCAAAUAUUAAAAGAACAAAAAAUAGAAGUAGGUCUGAUUACUGGCAAAUCUACUUACAAAGAAAAAGAAGAGUUUAUUCGUAAUUUUCAAAGCGGUAUUUUAAAGAUUUUGCUGUGUAAUAUUCAAAGUGCGGGUGUAGGUUUAAAUCUUAGUCGAGCCGAAACUAUUAUUUUUGCGGACCGCAGUUAUUCUCCCGCCGAUAAUGAGCAAGCCGAAGCCCGUUUUUUACCUCCUACCGAUGCUGAAUUGCCACGGGAAAGAAGACAUAAUUAA
Messenger RNA from Ambispora gerdemannii, 1977 nucleotides. NCBI's taxonomy places the organism in Eukaryota, Fungi, Glomeromycota, Glomeromycetes, Archaeosporales, Ambisporaceae. The record is from the annotation of a GenBank genome assembly.